AUGGCGCUCACGCCUGUCAUCUUCCUCCUGGCAUUGUGUCUCUCAAGCGUGGUGAGCAGCUCAUCUGCAGGCUCGCCACGCCUCAACUUCACCUCCAUGUUCACCCUUGGGGACUCGUACAUCGACACCGGCAACUUCGUGAUCAUGGCGGCGCCGGUGAUCCCGGUGUGGAUCGACAAGCCUCCCUACGGCAUGACCUUCUUCGGCCGCCCCACAGGGCGCACCAGCGACGGAAGGGCCAUCAUAGAUUUCAUGGCCAAGGCGUUUGGGCUCCCGUUCCUCCCGGCUUCGCUUGCCAACAGCUCGGACGUCUCGCGGGGCGUCAACUUCGCCGUGGGCGGCGCGACGGCGAUCGACGUGGGCUUCUUCGAGAGGAACAAGCUGGUACCGUUCAAGCUACUGAACAACUCGCUGGACGUGCAGCUGGGCUGGUUCGAGGACCUCAGGCCGUCCAUUUGCAACACCACGGAAAGGUCUUGUGGGGAAUGUUUCAGCAAAUCGCUCUUCGUCGUCGGGGAGUUUGGAGUGAACGACUACACCUUUCAUCUGAUGGCGAACAAGACCAAAUCCCAAGUGAUGGCGUUCGUGCCGAAAGUUGUGAGAACCAUCGCCUCGGCCGUCGAGAGGCUCAUCGUCCGUGACGGCGCGGCGCACGUGGUGGUGCCGGGGAACCCGCCGAUCGGGUGCUCGCCCGCGCUCCUCACCCUGCUCCGGCCGAGGAGCCCCAGCGCGGCGGCGGACUACGACCGCAUCGGCUGCCUGCGCGGCGUCAACGACGUGGCCAGGCACCACAACGCGCUGCUCCACGCGGCCGUGGGCGGGCUCAGGGCGAAGCACCCCAAGGCCACCAUCAUCUUCGCCGACUUCUACACCCCGGUCCGGCAAAUCCUCGAAAACCCCAGCCAAUUCGGUGUGGUGAGUGACGUUCUCAAGGCGUGCUGCGGUACCGGCGGCGCCUACAACUGGAACGCCAGCGCCGUGUGCGGGAUGCCGGGGGUGGCUGCCUGCGCCAACCCGUCGGCGUACGUAAACUGGGACGGGGUGCACUUCACGGAGGCCGUCAACCGAUACGUCGCCGAGGGGUGGCUCUACGGGCCCUACGCUGACCCGCCGAUACUCAAAGCUAUGCGGCCCUAG
This is a messenger RNA of Miscanthus lutarioriparius, 1137 nucleotides long. The record is from the annotation of a GenBank genome assembly. NCBI's taxonomy places the organism in Eukaryota, Viridiplantae, Streptophyta, Magnoliopsida, Poales, Poaceae.